Molecule: messenger RNA, 819 nt
Organism: Fibroporia radiculosa
Lineage: Eukaryota; Fungi; Basidiomycota; Agaricomycetes; Polyporales; Fibroporiaceae
Exons: 1
Coding region: 1-819 (272 amino acids)
Source: RefSeq, a predicted model, not a curated record
AUGUUCACACCCACCGCUGUCCCCCUUGCCUUCCUCCUCCUUACCCCUCACCAACCUGCUGUUCUCCAGGCAGACUCAUGUCUCUCCAGCUCCUACUACGGGCAGUAUGGCACCCAGAGCCUCUUUAUUGUCAAUGACACCUGCCUCGGCUCGUCCACCGACGACGGUCUCCUCUCUUCUGGUUCUGUUGUACCAUUGGUAAAUUUUGGCGACCAGCAGCUCGUCUGGAUAGAGCGCCAGUCUGUCGACGAUGGCAUCGCUCUCUUCGCCACGGAAGAUAUCACGCUGUUCCUCGACCAGUUAGAUGUCUCCCGACCUGACCUGGCCACUGGUUCACGCGAGCAGCAGAUCCUCGAUACGCCUUCGCGCUCUCAGAUCCUUUAUUCUUCCCCCUCCCACUUCCUCCUCUCCGUGUCGCCCUCGCUCGCUCUCAUCAUCGACACCCACCUCCCUCGCUUCUGGAAAGCUGCCCCGCUCCCCGUGUCGCCCGUGCCUUAUGUGGCUGUAUCCUCCGCCGCGCUCGAGCGCGUCCGCAAACUCCUCGCAUCAGUCAAAUUCGAUCCUGUGAUCGCGUCCCUCAUUGGAGACAUAUCCAUCCCACAGUUGCGCAAAGACGUGCGCUAUCUCACCGGGGAGGACCCCUUGUCGCCGCUUGAGUCGCGGCACUCGUUCUCCGAGGGUGCACGUCAAGCCGCCGUGUGGCUGAAGGCCCAAUUCGAGGAGACCGGCGCAAGCUGCGAGCUCAAGCCCUACCUGGUCGGCUUCUCGCCCAAUGUAAUAUGGUACGAGUUUCUACCACCGAGUUGGCGGUUUGCCUGA